AUAUAUAAAUGAAUAAUAAACAUAAAAGUAAAGGAAAACUAAAGAAAAGAAAAGAAAAGAAAAAAAAUUAAUGAAAACACGUAGUCACUCCUCAAGAUGAAGAUCAGCGCCCUUUAGCAUCAUGGAUCUGGUGUACCAUGAAAAGCAAGAAGGAAGACUUUGCGGCCAGCACUGUGUGAACAACCUCCUGCAGGGUUACUAUUUCACUGCAGUAGAGUUGGCAGCCCUGGCUAGACAGAUGGACCUGGCUGAGAGGAGACACAUGGCAGAGGCAGGCGUACAUACAGACGACUUCAGAAGGUUCAUGCAGCAACCUUCGGAAAAUAUGGAUGACACAGGAAUGUUCAGUGUACAAGUUCUGACCUCAGCGCUGAGAGUGUGGGACCUUAGCCUUGUGCCCAUCACCUCCACCUCCAGCUCCCUCGCUCAGAUGGCUCGCUCUAACCCGGAAGAGCAGCAGGCAUUCAUCUGUAACUACAAGGCGCACUGGUUCACGGUUCGCAAGUUGGGCUACCAGUGGUUCAAUCUUAACAGCCUCCUCUCACACCCAGAGCUCAUCUCACCCACCUACCUUCUCUUCCUCUCACAGCUGGAACAUGAAGGGUAUGCCAUAUUUGUGGUGGAAGGUCAGCUGCCCCACUGUGAUGCCAAUGACUCCCUCCGCCUCAACCCCGCCCAGCAGACCACACCCCGGCUCACCUCACAGGCUUCCUCCGGCUCCUCCACCACGCAGGAGGAGGAGGAAGAAUUGAGAGAAGCAUUAGCCCUCAGUCUUUCCUCCAUUUCAAGUCCUCCUCCUCCUCCUCCUCCACCCUCCUCCACCUCCUCCUCCUCCUCUUCUGCCACCAACCAGACCUGCCGGCAGGAUAGUGUGGAGGAAGACUUACAGAGAGCCAUAGAGUUAAGCCUGACCUGUGGUGGUGGUGGUAGUGAUGGUACUGGUGCUGGUGCUGCUGGUGGUGGUGGUGGGUGGAUACAAGAGGUCUUCGGAGGUCAGGUCACAGGCCAACACAGAGGACGAUGACUUGGAUAUUGCUAUCAAAAUGAGUUUGGAGCAAGAAGGAGGUGUGACUGGAUGCAGCAGCAGCAGCAGCAGCAGCAGCGGGGGAGGAGGAGGAGGAGGAUUAAGUUUGGAGGAAAUGAGACAAAGAAGACUAGAUUAUUUAACUAAGAAAAAUCCCUGACCUCCUCCACUUCUCCUUCUUCCUCCUCCUCCUCCUCUAUUUUCUUUAUUUUUCCUUUUCUCUCCUUUUCAUUUCCUUAGUUUCUUCAAGAGAGAGAGAGAGAGAGAGAGAGAGAGAGAGAGAGAGAGAGAGAGAGAGAGAGAGAGAGAGAGAGAGAGAGAGAGACUGACUCUUUUUUUCUCUUUCUCUCUCUCAGAAUAGCCACAAAUCAAAUGUAAUGGUUUAGAUAUUGGUUAGGUGAGGUGAGGUUGGGCCAGGUCAGGUGAGGUGAGGUCAGGUUGGGCCAGGUGAGGUGAGGUGAGGUUGGGUUGUAUUAAAACUUACAAGUAAUAACAAAUUUGUAAUGUUGAUAAUGUUAGUUUUGACUUUCAUUAUUAUUAUUAAAAUUAUUAUUAUUGUUGGUGUUAUUAUUAUUAUUAUUACUAUUAUUUUUAUUAUUAUUAUUAUUAUUAUUAUUAUUAUUGUUGUUAUUAAUAUACAUUGUAACAAAUUAUAGAUUAUAUUUGUUUGUUUGUGUAUGUUUGUGUCAUGGCAUAGUUAUUGUAGAUGUUAGUAGUGUGUGUGUGUGUGUGUGUGUGUGUGUGUGUGUGUGUGUGUGUGUGUGUGUGUGUGUGUGUGUGUGAUUCUUAAUUAAAGGUACUACUUAAUUUUGAGAUGGUGAUAAGAUAACAAUUAAGGAACAUUAUUACCACAUGUUAACAUUAUCUUUUUUCUGUUUAUGUGCAAAUAAAAAAUGUAAACGUA
Messenger RNA from Portunus trituberculatus (swimming crab), 1928 nucleotides. RefSeq names its product ataxin-3-like. Gene Ontology annotation, molecular function: cysteine-type deubiquitinase activity. Gene Ontology annotation, cellular component: nucleus. Gene Ontology annotation, biological process: protein deubiquitination. NCBI's taxonomy places the organism in Eukaryota, Metazoa, Arthropoda, Malacostraca, Decapoda, Portunidae. The record is from RefSeq and is a predicted model, not a curated record.